This is a messenger RNA of Ceratosolen solmsi marchali, 2350 nucleotides long. RefSeq names its product ubiquitin-like with PHD and ring finger domains 1 (gene UHRF1). Gene Ontology annotation, biological process: protein ubiquitination; negative regulation of gene expression via chromosomal CpG island methylation. Lineage: Eukaryota; Metazoa; Arthropoda; Insecta; Hymenoptera; Agaonidae. Gene Ontology annotation, molecular function: ubiquitin protein ligase activity; protein binding. Bases 135 to 2300 code for a protein of 721 amino acids. The transcript is spliced from 2 exons. The record is from RefSeq and is a predicted model, not a curated record.
CAAAUAUUAAUACAACUUCAUAUUCAACGGUAAUUUCACAGGCCGAUGUCUUUAAUAUUGUACAGUAUUUUAUUUCUAUAAUCUGUCUCAUAAUUGUUUUGAUCACAUUAUCAAUUAUCGUAAAUUGAAGAAAAAUGUAUGUACAAGUCGUGACCAUCGAUGGUAAAAAAAAGACGGUACUUAAUGUUUCAAAAUUAACAAAAAUUAAGGAUUUAAAAAACGAUAUUGAGCAAGAAUUUGGAAUAAAAUGGGCGCAACAAGGUUUGUUUUUUUGUGGAAAACAUCUAGAAGAUGACUGCACUUUAUACGAUUAUAGUAUUAAUAUAAAUAAUGUUAUACAGGUAAUGAUAAAAUCAAAACAAGAGGACCUAAUUAUAAAAAAUAAAGGAAAAGAAAUGAGAAAUGAUGAACCAAUGGUAGAAAAGACUAAAGAUGAAAUAAAUGUAAAAUGUAAAUAUUAUAAAGUAGGAGAUGCCAUUGACUGUACCGAUAAUGCUCUUGGAGCUUGGUUUGAAGCUUUGAUCCUUAAAAUAUUUACAAAAUUUGGAAAAUUAAUGUAUAAAGUUAAAUGGGAUUUACCUGAUUCAAAAGACGAUGAGCCUUUCGAUGUUGAUGCAACUUCUAUAAGACCUAGAGCAUGGAGAAUUUUAAAUUUCAAUCAUUUGGAUGUUGGUAAAAAAGUAAUGGUAAAUUAUAAUUUAGAAAAUUCAAGUGAAAUAGGUAAUUGGUAUGAUUUUACAAUAUUAAAAACAAAUGAAACUUUUAAAGAAUUAAUUGGUACUGUACAUAUUGGGGAUGGCACUCGAUCUGUUGAAAACUGUACAGUUAAUACAAAAUUUGAUAUAUAUAUGAUUGAAAAGCCAGUUUUACUUAUGGAAAGAGAUGAUGAUUUCAUUACUUCACAUAUACCUACAACACGAAGGAAAAUACCUUUCAAAUGCUCCAAUUGUCUUGAUAAUCCAAAAAAAAAGUGUCGAGAAUGUAGUUGUAAAAUUUGUGGCAAAAAAAAUGAUCCUCAUCUUACCUUGCUUUGUGAUGAAUGUGAUGAUGCAUAUCAUAUGGCUUGUUUAAAUCCUCCUUUAAUGGAUCUGCCAACCAAUGAUGAUUGGUAUUGUCCAGAUUGUAAAGUAAAUGCUAAUGAAAUUGUAAAAUUUGGUGAAAAAAUCAUACCGAAAAAAAAGCAUAGCAAUGUGGUUGGUAGUAACAGAGAUUGGGGAAAAGGUAUGGCUUGUGUUGGUAGAACAAAAAUUUGUACAAUUGUUCCUCUUAGUCAUAGAGGUCCCAUUCCUGGAAUAGAAGUUGGUACUUUAUGGAAAUUUAGAGUUCAAGUAUCAGAAGCUGGUGUUCAUAGACCUCAUGUUGCAGGAAUUCAUGGACGUGCAGAUGACUGUGCUUAUUCAAUUGUUUUAUCUGGAGGUUAUGAAGAUGAUCUUGAUAACGGUGAAGAAUUUUUAUAUACUGGUUCUGGUGGAAGAGAUUUGUCUGGAAAUAAAAGAACUGCAAAACAAAGUUGUGAUCAACAAUUAACUUUAAUGAAUAGGGCUCUAGCUUUAAAUUGUAAUGCUCGAGUGAAUGUAAUCGAAGGAGCUGAAGCAAUUAAUUGGAAAGCAGGUUUACCAAUCCGUGUUGUACGAAAUUUUAAACUUGCUAAACAUAGUAAAUAUGCUCCAGAAGAUGGAAAUAGAUAUGAUGGUAUUUAUAAAGUAGUAAAAUAUUGGCCUGAAAAAGGUCAAAGUGGUUUUAGAGUCUGGCGUUACUUAUUAAGAAGGGAUGAUCCUAUAUCGGCUCCAUGGACAAAGCUAGGUAAAAUUAGAAUUGCUCAGUUUGGUUUGGAAAUGAUUUAUCCCGAAGGUUACCAAGAAGCUCAAGAAAAAAAAGCAAGAUCAAAGCGCAAAUUUGAUGACAACGUUAAUUCUGUAUCUUAUGUUUCUACACAAAAAAAGCAAAAAACUGCUUUUAAAGUAAGCAAUGAAAUUACAAAUUUGAUAAUACAAGAUUCAUCAAAUGCUAAAUUAUGGAGUCAGUGUAAUGACUUUAAAUCUCAAGGCAAACAAGCAUAUUUUGAAAAAGUUUCUAUGGAAUUUUCUUGUAUUGUCUGUCAAGAUUUAGUAUUUAAACCUGUUACAACUCCAUGUGCACAUAAUAUAUGCAUAGCUUGUUUAAAGCGAAGUUUUGAAGUCAAUACUUACGCAUGUCCAAUGUGUCGUACAUCUUUAGAUAAAAGUUACAAAAUGUUAGUUAAUGAAAAACUAUCAUCAAUUUUACUUUCAAUGUUUCCAGGAUAUGACAAAACCAGAUAAUUGUAAAUUGACUUUUUAGGACAAUUACAAUUAUCCUGUUCUUUUUUGAA